AUGCGUGAGCGUAAGUUGUUCGCGAACAUCAAGAAGUGUACAUUAGCAGCGAACGAAAUACCACUUCUUGGCUGCAUCGUGGGUAAAAACGGUGUACUCCCUGAUCCGGAAAAGAUCAAGGCAAUUAUCGACUGGCCUGUGCCAGUCGACGUAAAGGGACUUCGAAAGUUCCUUGGCUUGGCGGCGUACUUGCACAAGUACUCGCGCAUCUACGCCGAGAUGACCGUACAUCCAAAUCGUCUGUUAAAGAAGAACGAGAGGUGUUCAUGGAGUGCUGAGUGUCAGCACUCCUUUGAAGGUAUCAAGAAAAGUCUGAUACAAUCGCCUGCGUUGGCAAUUGCAGACCAAGACAAACCAUUCCACGUGGUCUGUGAAGCCAGCAUUUUUGCAAUCGGCUGCACGUUAAUGCAGUACGACUCAGACGGCGUUGAGCACGUCGUCUAUUAUCAAUCGCGUCAGCUGCAAGAAGCUGAGCGAAAUUAUGCGGUGCAUGACAAGGAAAUCUUGCCAUGA
Molecule: messenger RNA, 513 nt
Organism: Peronospora matthiolae
Lineage: Eukaryota; Oomycota; Peronosporomycetes; Peronosporales; Peronosporaceae
Source: the annotation of a GenBank genome assembly